CUCGCCGAUCGCUGUGAGGGUGGGCGUGGGCGGGGGGCGGUCGCGGCGCCGCCGAGGCCGCCGCCCGCCGGCACCUGCCUCCCCCCGCGGCGGGACUUGGUUCCCGGGGUCGAGAGGCUCUCCCCGAGCCGCUGGGGACCGCGGGGACAGCUCCGCUGCGCCUUUGUGCGGGGCUAGCCCGCUCCGCGCCGCUGCCGCUGCGCCGGGUUCUGUCCGCCACACGCCCGGGCGAGUCCGGCCGCUCCUCCGGCAGCGCCGCGGGGCUUCCCCUGUCUCCCAGCCGGCCCCCUGCCUCCCGCUCCGGACAGCAUGGUGGACCUGGACAGCGAGGUGCCGCCGCUGCCACCGCGGUACCGCUUUCGGGACUUGCUGCUGGGCGACCAGGGUUGGCAGAGCGACGACAGGGUGCAAGUUGAAUUCUAUAUGAAUGAAAAUACAUUUAAAGAGAGACUAAAGCUCUUCUUCAUCAAAAACCAAAGAUCAAGUCUGAGAAUACGAUUAUUCAAUUUCUCUCUCAAGCUACUAAGCUGUUUCCUAUACAUAGUUCGUGUGCUCCUGGAUGAUCCUACACAAGGACUUGGAUGUAUGGCAACUAUCAGUAAGGAGUUAAAUCGGAGUUGUUCCAAUCAAAACUACACACCUGGAACAAUUGAUUGGUCUCCCAUUAUUUGGGUGAAUCGAAGCUUACCAUUAUGGGGAUUACAGGUGUCUGUGGCAGUAAUAAGUCUCUUUGAAACUCUGUUGCUAAGUUAUCUAAGCUACAAGGGAAAUAUCUGGGAGCAAAUUCUGAGGAUACCCUUUCUUCUGGAAAUAAUUAAUGCUGUCCCUUUCAUCAUCACGAUUUUCUGGCCAGUCCUAAGAAACCUGUUUAUUCCUGUAUUUUUAAAUUGCUGGCUGGCAAAGCAUGCUUUAGAAAAUAUGAUUAAUGAUCUUCACCGAGCCAUCCAACGCACACAGUCCGCAAUGUUUAACCAAGUUCUUAUUUUAAUAUCUACCUUAUUAUGUCUCAUCUUCACUUGUAUUUGUGGAAUUCAGCAUCUGGAACGAGCAGGAAACAGGUUGACUCUCUUUGACUCCCUUUAUUUCUGCAUAGUGACAUUUUCCACUGUGGGCUUUGGGGAUGUUACACCCAAGAUAUGGCCUUCAAAGCUGCUUGUUGUCAUUAUGAUCUGUGUUGCUCUUGUGGUGUUGCCCAUACAGUUUGAACAGCUGGCAUAUUUGUGGAUGGAGAGGCAAAAGUCUGGAGGAAAUUACAGUCGAUACAGAGCUCAGACAGAAAAACAUGUUGUGCUGUGUGUGAGCUCUCUGAAGAUUGACUUACUCAUGGAUUUCUUAAAUGAAUUCUAUGCCCACCCCAGACUGCAGGACUUUUAUGUGGUUAUUUUGUGUCCUACGGAGAUGGAUGCUCAGGUCCGAAGGGUGUUACAAAUCCCAAUGUGGUCCCAAAGAGUUAUCUACCUGCAAGGCUCAGCACUAAAAGAUCAAGACCUGUUGAGAGCUAAGAUGGACAAUGCUGAAGCCUGUUUCAUCCUGAGCAGCCGCUGUGAGGUGGACAGGACAGCAGCUGAUCACCAAACCAUUUUAAGAGCAUGGGCAGUUAAAGACUUUGCUCCAAAUUGUCCUUUGUAUGUUCAGAUACUGAAGCCUGAGAAUAAAUUCCACAUCAAGUUUGCAGAUCAUGUUGUGUGUGAAGAGGAAUUCAAAUAUGCUAUGCUAGCUCUAAAUUGUAUAUGUCCAGCUACUUCUACAUUAAUCACUCUGCUGGUUCAUACAUCUAGGGGACAGGAGAGUCAGCAGUCACCAGAACAAUGGCAGAAAAUGUAUGGCAGGUGCUCUGGUAACGAAGUGUAUCACAUUAGCCUGGAAGAAAGUACGUUCUUUGCAGAAUACGAGGGGAAGAGCUUCACAUAUGCUUCUUUCCAUGCACAUAAAAAGUUUGGAGUCUGUUUGAUUGGUGUUAGAAAGGAAGAUAACAAAAACAUUUUGCUGAAUCCAGGUCCUCGAUAUAUCAUGAGUUCUACUGAUAUAUGCUUUUAUAUAAAUAUCACCAAAGAAGAGAAUUCUGCUUUUAAGAAGCAAGAAAAGCAUAGAAAAAACCAUGAAUCAAAAUUAUCUUGUCAUGGAGCUUCUAGGUUACCAGUACACAGUAUAAUAGCCAGCAUGGGGACCGUGGCCAUCGAUUUACAGGACAGUGGGUGCCGUGGGGCCAGCAGGGCCACGCUGGCCCUUCCAGCUGAGGCGGGCAGGGAGGGCAGGAGGCCCAGCAUAGCCCCGGUGCUGGAGGUUGCAGACUCGUCCUCCUGCCAAACGUGUGAUCUGCUCAGUGACCAGUCAGAAGAUGAAACCACCCCAUCGGAUGAUGAAGGCUCUGCAGGCUUAGACUAUGCCAAAGGCUAUCCUCCUUACUCUCCUUAUAUUGGAAGUUCUCCUACCUUUUGUCAUCUUCUGCAUGAAAAAGUACCCUUCUGUUGUCUAAGACUAGAUAAGGGAUGCCAACAUAACUACUAUGAAGAUGCCAAAGCCUAUGGAUUCAAAAAUAAAUUGAUUAUAGUUGCAGCAGAAACUGCUGGAAAUGGCUUAUAUAACUUUAUUGUCCCACUCAGAGCUUAUUACCGACCAAAGAAAGAACUAAACCCCAUUGUAUUACUGCUGGAUAACCCGCCAGAUAUGCAUUUUCUGGAUGCAAUCUGUUGGUUUCCAAUGGUUUACUACAUGGUGGGCUCUAUCGACAACCUAGAUGACUUAUUAAGGUGUGGGGUCACCUUUGCAGCUAAUAUGGUGGUGGUGGACAAAGAAAGCACAAUGAGUGCUGAGGAAGACUACAUGGCAGAUGCCAAGACUAUUGUGAAUGUUCAGACGCUCUUCAGGUUGUUCUCCAGCCUAAGCAUUAUCACAGAACUAACUCACCCGGCCAACAUGAGAUUCAUGCAGUUCAGAGCCAAAGACUGCUAUUCUCUUGCUCUGUCCAAACUGGAAAAGAAAGAGCGGGAGAAGGGAUCUAAUCUGGCAUUUAUGUUUCGAUUGCCCUUUGCUGCUGGCAGGGUUUUCAGCAUCAGCAUGUUGGACACACUGCUUUAUCAGUCAUUUGUGAAAGAUUUUAUGAUUUCUAUCACAAGACUUCUGCUGGGACUUGACACCACACCAGGAUCUGGGUUUCUUUGUUCUAUGAAAAUCACAGAAGAGGAUCUGUGGAUUAGGACAUAUGCCAGACUGUAUCAGAAGCUUUGUUCCUCUACAGGAGACAUUCCAAUUGGAGUCUACAGGACAGAAUCCCAGAAGCUCACAACAUCCGAGUCUCAAAUCUCCAUCAGCAUGGAGGAAUGGGAGGACACCAAAGAUACCAAAGACCAGUUCAGCUGCCGUGGUAAUCACCGGAACUCGACAUCCAGUGACCAGUCUGACCACCCACUGUUGCGGAGGAAGAGCAUGCAGUGGGCACGGCGCCUGAGCAGGAGGGCUCCUAGGCACUCUGCUAAAACUGCUGAGAAGAUCAACCAGCAGAGAAUGAACCUCUACAGGAGGUCAGAAAGGCAGGAGCUUGCUGAACUUGUGAAGAACAGAAUGAAGCACCUGGGCCUUUCUCCAGCAGGAUACGAUGAAAUGAAUGAUCAUCAGAACACCCUUUCUUACAUCCUGAUCAACCCUUCUCCAGAUACAAGAUUAGAGCUGAAUGAUAUAGUAUACUUGAUCCGACCUGAUCCAUUGACCUAUGUUCCAAAUGCUGGACCUAGCCGAAAGGACAGCUUCUGCAAUACAGUGGGACAAGACACCAGGGAGGAGACACAACUUUGAUAUGUAACUCACCACAAAAUUGGGAGACAAUUUUAUACAGGUUUCCACUAACCAUUUUUCAAACUGAGUGGUACAUUUUAUUCAGAUUUUGGAAACAAAAUAACAGUGGGUAAGUGACCAAAUGCAGAAAUGUGGUGCCUAGAAACUCUGAUUUCAGGGAUUGUCAGGUUUGUGGCCUGUUCAGUAUGGUGGUUGAACUCCGUCUGCCUAACAGAAGGAUGACCUGUUGCUGUUUAACCCAUAUGAACAAAUGUCAGAUUCUACCAUAUUUUGCUUAGAUGCUCCUAAGCAUAUUUAUGCAGGUGGCAGCAUGUCAGUGACUGAGCUUCUGACCAACAUCAGAUUAUCUGAUGCCCACAGAGAGACAUUUCCUGAUUUGUAGUAGCAAGCAUGUUAAUACAUAAAGCUGACAACAAGGCUUUGCGUGUCAAGAAUUCAAUCUUUGAAAUAAUUUUCAAUCUCAGCCUGUCACCCAUUUUUAUUAGUACUGGUUAAUUUCAGUCCUAUUUUAGCCUCUGGGACCUGGGUUUUUGUUCCUUGGGUUUACACAGAUCAGGUUGGAUGACACUACCUGGUCACACUGCAGAGACUGAGGUUGUGACACAUCAGUGAAAGAAGAGCCCAGCUGCAGGAAAGUCCCUCUCAUCUCACACAGGCAGCCCCCCGCCACUGGCAAAAAACUGGGAAGUUAAUGUGCAAAGCUGCAUACAGUAGCUAAGGUGAAACUCAACCCUUUGAACCUUGGUGAGUUUGUCUACAGAAACCUGAAUAGAUUAUAACAAAAAAGUCAGAGCAUCCCUCUAAGGAAUGAUUCCUACAACAAGCCCUCAUGAAUAUGCCAGAACUACAGUUGUCCAAGCAUUUGAUGCCUCGUCCAGAUUACCCAAAAGUGAUACCACAUUUUCACAUGAAAUUAUGUAUCUCAUUGAAACUUAAAGAAAUUUAUAACCCAUUCCACAAAAUAAAUGUAAUUCCACAUAGUGUGAAAAAGCAUUAUGGAUCUAAAACCUCUGCUUCAGCAUGAUGUACACAAGAAAGUGUCUACUUAUGUAAGAAGCAACAAUUGGUCAAGCUGUCUACAGAAUUAAGCAUGUCUAUCCAUAAUCUUCCAAGAUCAACGUCACAAAUGGGAAAGAACAUACUCAAGGUUUUAAACCCCCUUCUGUUAAAAGUAUCCACAUAGAACUAGUGCAAGUAAUUUUGCAGGUAGUCUAAUAUAGAAAAAUUGAUUAUUCUCUGAACUCCCUUGAUGUCCUACUUGUACAAAAACAAAGGUCAGUCAAAACUUUAUUCUCUUCUAUAUUAAUUGCUAGAAGUACAUUCUAUUUCUGAAACAGAAACCACAACCAAGAUGCUCAUUAAGCAACUGUGGAUGUGAGCACGUUUAUCAGCAUUGUAAGGAUAUUGAAAUCAAGUCACAUUCGUAUUAGGAAUGACAGCAAGUCUGCUUUUAGUUCCUUCCUUCCUCUUAGCAAUUCCAAGUUUUAAUAACUCAGUGGUUCUGCUUAGAGUCCAUUAUUGCUCAGUGCUUUUCCACCCUUCAAUCAUUUACGCGUUUAUUCACAGGUAAAGUAUUCCAAAUGGGCACUAUGGGAAACAAAGAAACAAUUUAAAUAGCUGUACAGGUUAAGUCUACAUUUUUUCAAGAAACAGUAUAUGGUACAGGAUCUUGUCCAAGACCAGUCACAGAAGUUACCCAGAAGAGUUUGCAUGUGCAGUGUGAAUAACUUUUCUAUUUUUAAUACCUUCAGGGAGAAGACUCUAUUCCAGUUGAAUAUUUUUUUUAAAAAAUACAAGUUUCCUAAAAAUGUUCAUUCCAAAAUACUAGGAGGAUCAGUUGUUUCAUACUGAAGGCUUCUCUAAUGGAGUCUCAAGACAGCAGAGAGGCUUCCAGAGCCAUGGCUAUCCUUCAGCAGGCAAGCUGGAUACUCUGCUUUUAGCGUGAGUCGCAGUUCACAGGAAUUCCCUGUGUGCAUAUAGCACACACCACUGAUAAAAGGACCCAUAGUGAGGGCUUGAGUCCUCACAUUUAACACCCCAUAAAGCAGCAGAAACAAGCAGUCAGGUGUGUCCAUUUUCCCACUUAACUCAGCAGAAUUGCUGCUUGGCCAGAUUGAAAUAGUGGCAUCUAAUGUGACCUGGUAUUUCUCCAGGCUUAAUGAAUUUCUAAUUUCUUAAUUCAAUGCAUUGCUUAUUAGACCCAGAAGAUUUGCUAAAGCAAACACAAAGACAGCUGGAGGCACUUGGAGUCAAAAUGAAUGCAAGGCAAUCUUUGUGAACAAAACACUUAGCUCCCUUCAAAAUCUGCUGGAAGACAAGCAAGGUAGUAAAAACUAACAACAGCUUCUGAUGAAGCAGAAAUUCUCAUAAUUCAUGAAUAAUUUACCACAAAGUUCAGUUAUUCAGAAUAAUACUGCCUUUCAUGUUGAAAGCAGAACAGGUUUGCUUCCUCUGGAAUAUCUUCACAGACAGACUGCCUUCUAGUGGGAUUUUGAUCUUCCAAGACCAGCCUAAGCACCACUAUAUUAACUCUGAAUGAGACAGUAUGCACAAUCGCUCAGUGGCCAGGGAGGUGAUUUGUUAAUGGCCAUCCUACAGGCAGUCUUGUGUUCACACACUUUCUUUUCUCAUCAUGAUUAUCAGAAAUGUAGCACAAGCCUAACUGGACUGGCAACCACACUGAGGAACAGGAAUCCCAAGACUCAGUGCUGGAGAGGGGAUGAUGAAGUUCUAGAAUGAGCAGGAUCAAAUGAGUGUUGAACAGAGGAGUUUGAGCAGGCAGCAGUUCACUCAGCAGAAAAAUGUGGAGCUGUGAAAAAAAGAUUAUUUCUAACUGCGCUUAACUGUAUGUAUUUUUCCUCUUGGCUCACUUCUAUCAACAACCCAAAGAUCCCCAUUUUCCCCAACACUGCCUUAGCACAGCCCAAGCAGUUUGGUACCCAGAGUCACAGACUCAGAAAGGGAAGUGCUCGCUGAUAACAAUUGCUUCAUUCUCAAGGGAAUGUCCAGCAAAGCCAGACCUACCUAUGAAAAUGUAUUACCUAAUCUGCAAUAAAAACAUCAUAAGAACUCUU
Poecile atricapillus (Black-capped chickadee) is the source of this 6866-nucleotide messenger RNA. RefSeq names its product potassium sodium-activated channel subfamily T member 2 (gene KCNT2). The record is from RefSeq and is a predicted model, not a curated record. Lineage: Eukaryota; Metazoa; Chordata; Aves; Passeriformes; Paridae. Gene Ontology annotation, biological process: potassium ion transport. The coding region runs from base 310 to 3792 and encodes 1160 amino acids. Gene Ontology annotation, cellular component: membrane. Gene Ontology annotation, molecular function: intracellular sodium-activated potassium channel activity. The transcript is spliced from 29 exons.